AUGUGGCUCAAACCCGACGAGAUCCUGCUGAAAAAUGCGUUCAAACUGUGGGUGACGGAAGAGGAUAACGAGUACUUCGUCCUGCAAAGGAGACGAGGUUACGGAGAAGGUGGAGGCGGGUUGACAGGCCUCCUUGUGGGAACUCUGGAUACUGUGUUGGACUCCACAUCCAAAGUUGCUCCUUACCGAAUUCUGCACCACACACCAGACUCACAGGUGUAUUGGUCCAUAGCAUGUGGUGUCACCAAAGAGGAAAUUGUUCAGCACUGGGAUUGGCUGCAGCAGAACAUCAUGAGGACACUCUCUGUUUUUGACUCCAGCGAAGACAUCACCAGCUUUGUACAGGGCAAGAUUAGAGGUCUUAUUGCUGAGGAAGGGAAGACCUCCCUGGUGCUGGAGGAAGAUCCCGAGAAGUUCCGGGAAGCACUUUUGAGGUUCGAGAAGUGGUUUGAGCUGCCACCGAAGGAAAAGCUGGUCACAUAUUACUCAUGCAGCUAUUGGAGAGGCAAAGUGCCCUGCCAGGGCUGGCUCUACCUCAGCACAAACUUCCUGUGCUUCUAUUCAUACCUGCUGGGAUCUGAGGUGAAACUGAUCAUCUCCUGGGAUGAGAUCUGGAGGCUGGAGAAAACCUCUAACGUUAUCCUGACUGAGAGCAUCCAUGUCUUAGCCAAUGGGGAGGAUCACUACUUCUCUAUGCUGAUGCACCUUAAUGAAACAUUUGUUAUCAUGGAACAGCUGGCUGACUACUCCAUCAAGCGCCUUUUUGAUAAAGAGGCCUUCCAGAGAGAGCCAGCGCUCUCCGACCCCCUUCAAAUUACCAAGAGAGGCCUAGAAGCUCAUGCAAAGAGUGAGCAGUUCCGGACGUUUUUCAGGCUUCCCAAAGAGGAAAACCUGUUAGAGGUGCAUGAGAGCUUCCUGUGGGUGCCCUUCAGCCAUUUUAACACUCUUGGCAAGAUCUGUCUGUCUGAGAACUACCUGUGUUUCGCCAGCCAAGACGGAAGCCAAUGUCAUGUCAUCAUUCCAAUGCGAGAGGUUAUUAAUGUCGAGAAGUCAGACUCCAGCAGCAGGGCUCUAACGGUGUGUAUGCGUGGAAAGAGGGCGCUGCGUUUCUCCGAGGUGCGGGACUACCAGCGGCUUGCCAACACGAUCCGCAGCAGGUGUGGGAUUAGUGCCAGCCCUCAGCACUCUGCAUCAUCAGAGACCAUACGAGGCGAGUGCCAGUCACUCCUCAACCACUUUGAGGACAACCCAGAGGACGUAACGCUGAUGGUGGGACAGAAAGACAGCAGCAAGGCUGUAAGCACCGAGGCUCUCAUGACUGUUUUCCACCCCCAGGAUGUUGAAAACCUUGACCCUAAAAUGCUGAAAGAAAAGAUGAAGGAACAGUCGUGGAACAUCCAUUUCUCUGAAUAUGGACGUGGCACGAGUAUGUUCUUCACCAAGAAGACACGGGACUUGAUUGUUCGUGGUGUUCCUGAGGCCUUGAGAGGAGAGCUGUGGAUGCUUUUUUCAGGAGCUGUGAACGACAUGGCCACCCAUCCCGGCUAUUACACUGAUCUGGUUGAACAGUCUCUGGGCACAAGCACUUUGGCUACAGAUGAGAUUGAGAGAGACUUGCACCGCUCUCUGCCAGAGCACCCUGCCUUUCAGAGCGACACGGGAAUCUCAGCUCUACGCAGAGUCCUCACUGCCUAUGCAUACAGGAACCCUAAAAUCGGCUACUGCCAGGCCAUGAACAUUCUUACCUCAGUUCUUCUGCUCUACGCCAAAGAAGAGGAGGCUUUCUGGCUCUUAGUUGCCGUCUGUGAGAGGAUGUUGCCGGACUACUUUAACCGGCGCAUUAUUGGUGCUUUGGUUGACCAGGCGGUGUUCGAGGAUCUGAUUAGAGAAAACCUCCCCCAGCUGGUGGAGCACAUGACAGACCUGAGUUUCUUCUCAUCCGUGUCCUUGUCCUGGUUCCUCACCCUAUUCAUCAGUGUCCUCCCCAUAGAGAGUGCUGUGAACGUGGUGGACUGUUUUUUCUACGACGGCAUAAAAGCCAUCUUGCAGCUCGGCCUGGCGGUGCUGGACUACAACAUGGGGGCUCUGAUCAGUUGCCACGACGAUGCAGAGGCCGUCACCAUCCUCAACAAAUUCUUCGACAGUGUGACAAACAAAGACAGCCCCCUGCCUCCAACAGUGCAGCAAGCUUCAGUGGGCAAUAACGAUAAAGCAUCAAACUUCAACGUUGAUAUCACUGAACUCAUCCGAGAGGCCUACGAGAAAUACGGAAAUAUCCGUUCAGAGGAAGUCGAGAGUUCACGGAAAAGAAACAAACUGCAUGUGAUCCAGACACUGGAGGAUACGACCAAACAAAAUGUGAUUCGGGUGGUGACACAAGAAGUCCGAUUCAGUCCCUCACAUCUUGACGGGCUUUAUAACUUGUUCAAAAGGCAGCAUUUUCUGUGCUGCUACUGGACAAUGAAGAGUCCAGCUCUGCUCCAUCAUGACCCCAGCCUGGCCUAUUUGGAGCAGUACCAGUUGGGUUACCAACAGUUCAGCGUGCUCUUCUCUCUGCUGGAGCCCUGGGCCUUCUGCAGCUCCAAGAGCCCCCUCUCCCUCUGGGUCUUCCGCCUGAUAGACGAGAACCAGGAUGGCCUCGUCAACUUUAAAGAGUUCUGCUCUGCCCUCGAUACUUUGUACAGUGGAUCGUUCACAAAUAAGCUGAAAUUCCUCUUCAAGCUGCAUCUGCCACCAGCUUUUACAGGUAGUCCUUUGCACUUAAAGGAACAAAGAAUCCAGCACUUUAUUCCAGUGACUGAAGACUCUUCCCACUUGAGUAGACUCACUGCAUUUGAUCUACCAGAAGAUGGCGUGAUAAGGAAAAGCCCUGAAAGAGGUAGAGGGAAAGUGGACCUACAGGCCUACCUGAAACAAUGGCAAAAUGAAAUACUUAAGAAAGAGGAAACUAUUAAAGACCUACCCCGAAUUAAUCAGACUCAGUUCAUCCAGUUCUCCAAGACACUGUACAACAUCUUCCAUGGCGAUCCAGAGGAGGAGUCUCUGUACCGAGCCGUGGCCCAUGUGACCAGUCUCCUCCUGAGGAUGGAGGAGGUGGGACGGAGGCUGCAGGAGCCGAUCAGCCCAUCCGAGACCACAGAACCUCCCGACAACGCUGCUGCUGCUGCUGCGGUGGAGGAGGAGCCUUCAACGAAAGACGCUCCUACCAGCCCGGAGAGCUCCGGCACCUCCAGCUCCCGCAACAGUCAGGACGCAGGGACCGACCUCACAGAGACACAGUGGUCGUUUUCGUUUGAGCAGGUCAUCGCUUCUCUGCUCAACGAGCCGACCAUAGUCCGCUUCUUCGAAAGGCCUGUCGACGUUCAGUCUAAACUGGGACAAGCUAGGGUUGCCCAGCUGAAGCUAAAGGCGAAUAAGUGAAAGGAUACAUAAGUGAAUUGAUAGUUUGCUUCUGAUUCAAACACACAAGUCAAAAUGAAUUUCCUUUCUCCACUUGGAAAGGACAGCGGGUUUUGGCGAGGCAGCGCGUGGUCUCAUAAAUAAAGAGGAGACAUCAGAUUUUAAAAUCUGGGCUGUGUGUGUGUGUGUGUGUGGCUCCGAGCAAUGAUGGCUUACAAAGCAAAUAAGGCACAAAAUCUUAAAGCCACUAUAAACACUGUUGUUACAGUCCACUGACCAACACCUUCAGUGCAUUUUUAUGUUGGGCCUCGUUGCUUACUCCAGGCUGUCGUUCCUCAAAUCUGAUUAUGCAUUUUCAAACUCUGUGAUGAAAUUCAUCCUCUCAUGUAGCCUCAGAUUCUUUCGGAUUUUAAGGGAAAUUAAGUUAAAUAUAUAUUUUUUCCCCUAACUGCCAUGGAGCAUCUACAGUAUAGUUUUGUAUUUUGUAAGGGACACUCAGUACUGUUCCCUGUAUUUAGAAACAUUACAACAGAUUUUGUCCUGCCCUCUCUCUGAUGUCAUGCUGCUGAAGCUCAAAUCCAUGGCAAAUGACUUAAACAAGGUGACGGAGAGGUCGACGGGAUGAUUUUCCCUCUCGAUAUCGUGAUAUAUUUUCUCUUAAAGAUAACUAGUUACUGCUGUAGUAAAACAAACUAGUGUGUCCUGUGACUUAGGUGUCUACUGUUCUUAAGCAACAUCAAUGUUAUUCUGUAAUUGUCUGCGUAUUGUGAGAAACAACAGCUUUCCAGUUGAAGAGGCACAGAAUAAACAGUAGUACAGUGAGCAAGGUAAAGCAUUAUUGUCCCUGGAAGCCAUAAAGAUGAGCUCAAUGAGGAUGUCAGAUGCAUUUUAUUCAGUGCAUGAAAGAUUCUAAUAUGGUAUUAUAAAUUUGCAAUAAUACACAAGAGAGGAUGCCGUACUGCCACACUUAACUGUCUCGUUUCUCUAACAGCAGCAAACGCUGUUACAUUAUCAAAGCAUGACUUCAAGCAUGUCAUACUGGAAACUAUGGUCAGUAAAGGUUAAAUAAUUUGAAUGCAACAGUGCUGCUGCUGCUGCUGCAGGGAAAUCUCCUGCAUCGGCUUCUGAAAAUGUGCCAUGUGUUAGCUUCAGAGUGCGAUUGGUUGAUGUACUGUUAGCUUAUGUCCGUCUUAAUGUAUAUGUAGAAUGUUAUGCUCUAGUAUAAGUGCAGCAUUUUGUACAUAGAGAUCAUUUCAAUAGUCGUUUGAUUAUUGUAUUUAUGAAGCGUGUAUCGACAAUAUAAGAUAUGAGCUCGUAGACUGUUGUUGACACAACUUAAACCUUUUGAAGGAUAUUUUAUUUUAUCAAAUCUCAGGGUGCAAUUUGUGUAAAAUAAAAAGGAGAAAAGGGAUAUUUUUGGGAUCUGGGAUAUAUAAAGUAUAUAACAGAGUUAUACAUAGCUUACAAAUGUCUGUAACAUUAAAAUAUAGAGCAUGUGUAGCAUAGUUACAGGACUCGCCACUUUAUGUUAACUUUCAAUGAACAGCAAUUAUAACUGCUUGCUACAGAAAGCCAGAUCUGACUUACAGUAUUUGUUUUUUUUCUUUUUAUCUGUGCUUUUUCUGCUUCUUUGUUUUUGCUUCUAUCUCAGUGAAUCAUCUGCACAAUUGUUUGAGAUUCACACGUUAUAGAUAAGCCUUAAUCUAGGCCAGAUCUUGUAGGCGUUCGAUUCCAAAAAGGUUGUGAUCGCCUCAGCUGCAGCUUGUUGUCUCUAGGGGCCAAAUUCAGAGCUUUAUCUCUGCUUGUCUUUAGGAAACAGUGUUCUUAGAAGCGCUUUAAGUGCAAGUGCAAUUCUCUGUAUCCUUUAUUUGAAUUAUUUUGCCUUUUGCUAGUAAGGUUUUGUGGGUUUUGUUUUUUCAAUUAAGACUUACAGACCAAUUUGAAAUGUAUUUCAUUGUGUAAUUAUCGGGUUAAUUGAUAUAGAUUGUUGAAGUGAGUUGUACAUUUUUUGAAAACUCAUUGGAACUGAAAAGACACAUCUGUCACUGUUUACAUGACUAAUGUAAAAAAAAUGAAUAUCAAAAUACACCCUAUCAGAUAUCUUCUCACUGCUCGAAUUCAAAGCUCAGUCAGUGACAUCCGUCCAGUACAUUAAGCCAUAAUGAAACCGUACUAAAGCGGCAGAGUUUCAACAGGAGAGCUCAGCAUACUCUCAAAACAGCAGCGCUAUUUCCACAAUUUUAAACAAUAUUCUCUCACCGUGGUCCAACUAUUUCAAUAAAACUGUUCCCUGGCAGUUGAAUGCUGCAUUUGUAACCUCUCUGACCUUCAAUAAAUCAUUAUAAAAUGCAGAUUAAAACAUCUGAUCAAAAAUUGUGUUACAGUUAAUUGCUUUAUCUACUUCUGAUUAUGUGAUAAUAUUUUAAAGAUUAGAAAUCCUACAAAAGUUAGUUACAUUUUUUCAUCUUUAUGGAAGAAACGAACAAACAGACUGAACAAAUCUUAAGAUGCUCAGUAAUUUCCUAACUGGUUCUUUAGGCAAAACUUUUGGAAAAUGGCACAUGUUUUUUUAAGUUUGUGGUUUUCGCUUUGUGAGGAAAUAAAUGAAAGGCGAUGACGUUUUAGGGAACAGAGAAAAUGUGAAGAUUGAAAAUCUUAAUCCUCCUUGGCAUGCUAUCAGAUUUGCCAUUUAGCCUCACAGUGUAUACAGCAGACAUAGACAAUGCUCCAGCUCCUGCAUUACUAUGAUUAAUCAAGUCUGUUUAUAUGCAAGUGUAGUCUACAGCUUUUAUAGUCUGUAGCUUUUGAUUUUGAGCUUGUUUUGCAAAAUAUGUGAAGCACAGAUCGUUUGGUUUACCUUCUUGAUUAUGGUUUGGUUUUCCUUUUUUAUUUCACCAUUCAACGGUAUCAGAAUAAAGAGUGAUGAUACUAUCAAUAAUUAGGUUUUGGUCGUUUUGAGUGUUAUCUGGAGCACCUUGGAUCUGCACACACCAACAGUGAUUUGAAAUGAGAUCUUUGACAUGUUAAUUGGUACUUGCUUAUUUGUGUUUUAAGGGUCAUAAAGUACUGCCUGUAAGGGUUAUCUAUCAGUAAGUCAUGUAUGUUUAUAUUUGUCUAUAUGCAUAAAAUAAAAGGGAAAGU
This is a messenger RNA of Anoplopoma fimbria (sablefish), 6540 nucleotides long. It is a transcript of the gene tbc1d8b, whose product is annotated as TBC1 domain family member 8B. NCBI's taxonomy places the organism in Eukaryota, Metazoa, Chordata, Actinopteri, Perciformes, Anoplopomatidae. The record is from RefSeq and is a predicted model, not a curated record. Bases 1 to 3420 code for a protein of 1139 amino acids. The transcript is spliced from 21 exons. Gene Ontology annotation, molecular function: calcium ion binding.